AUGCCCCCCGAAAGAUAACUUUUAGAUGAAGAAACGGUGGUGGUGCUGUGGAACCAUAAAGGAAGCCCCUGUCCCCUUCAGCAAAGAGCUAGAGGUGGACACCUGGAAGGGCCUUAUGACCCAAACAAAGGACAGGUAAAAGUCUGACAACUUGAUUUAGUAGUGAAGUAGUUCACCUAGAAAUGCAGGUGCACAGGAGGGUAGUGGCAGGAGGUCACCAGGGGUCUGUGUGACAGGUUAAGGAAUCUGGGCUAGAUCCAGAGGACAGGAGAAACCACUGAAGGUGUUUAAACAGGACAUUGAGAAGAUCCAUGAGGAAGGCAUAAGGUAAGGAGACCAGAGAUGUAGGCAUAGGCCAAUUGAGGCCCAAAAUCAGGUGGCUGGACACUGUCAUCACUGCUGUUCAGGGCUGUCCGCCAUGGGCAGCAUCCUUUGGUAUUGGCCUACCUGUGAAUUCCUUUGAUUUUGUACCUUCCUUGAAAAGACCACAUUCUGCAUGCAGUUCUGAAGAAUGGGCUGGGUUUUUACACAUUCCUGCUCACCCUGCCAACCUAGGUGCAAAAGUUGGGGCUCCUGUACCAGCACCCUAUUCUCUCUGGAGCCUGGGUUGGCCUGGCACAAAGGAUGGUAUGUGAAUGCCCAACAAACAGCAGAGACAAGUAAAGGGCCCUUCCCUCCAGGCCUCCACAAGCAGAUGUGUUCACACUGGCUGUGACUGUCCCCUCGGAGCCUCUGCCCCUUCUGAUCAGAGUCCAAACAGGUUGAUAGUUUUCUGGGCUGGCCACAGUCAAAGAUGUUUGGAAGGAGUCCAGGGAGGGCGCCCCAACUCUUGAAGCUCCCAUGCCACGCAUCUCUGAGGAUAGCUUCACCCUAGGGGGUGCUCCUGCACCUGCCACCACUUUCCUGGAGGAGCCCUGGUGCCCCUCUAGCAGCUGGAGGAGAGCAGCUUACCCCUUGUUCUCUCUGCCUUUGCAGACCCCUCCCUCCAGCCUCUGGUUAUUGAAAAAGUCCUGAAUUAAUGUCUCCCCUUCUGAAACAGUCUUGGUGUUGGAAGCACCUGGGAAAGGUCCCUGCGUGGGUGCCUGUGGAAACAGAACCCAUCCCUCCCUAACUUACCCGGAGGCCCAGGUCCCAGGAAGCUGCUCCUGCCCAUGGGAGGGGAAAGGGGACCGGGGUGCUGUGAACAUUGCCCUGGGGCAGUUAUUUGGGACCGCAGGGCAACCGGGCCAAGGAUAAGCCUGUCUCCUGUUGCAUUAGAUUGUUCUCUGGGGACCUGAGCUGGGAGCCUCUGCCAGGUCUUUAAAUAGCUGCCCCAUUGAUCUGGCCUCCCAGGCAGCACGGGCAGCGCUGGGUCAGCCUCCUGGGGGUUGGGGUCAAGUGCCAGGUAAUCACACCAAUUUCCCUCUGACCUGAUGCUCCCCACACGUGUCUCCUAGACCUGGGGGUGGGGAGGGAGGAGGCUUGGUCCCAUCACUUCAUCAGGCGCUGAAUAUAGCCCCCACUGCUUACCAGCGAGAAGUGUCUGGGUAUCGUGGGGUGAGUAGUAUUACCCUCAAAAGACUAUAGUUUACUUUUGGCAAAUGGGAUGAUGACAGUAUCUUCCUGCAGGAUUGUUAUGAGGAUUAAAUGUACGUAAAGUGCUUAACAGGGGACCCAGACUCAAUAGGUGGUUAUCUUCUCUUGCAGUUUCUUCCUGCUGCUGCUGCUUACAGGCUUAUGUAUAUAUAUCUUGUAUGCUUAUAUAUAUCUUACAUGCUUAUGUACAUUUUCUGCCCCCCAUCCCUAUCGCCCCACCCUGGCCUUCUGACAAAGCCACCACCAUUUUGUAAGGGACUAUAGCUUCUCCCCAAACUGAGGGGAAAGUGAGUUUUUUAGAUUGCCAGCACACAACCAACGUUAGUCACCUUAGCUCAGCUGGGGAGGUAAAGUCAAGUGAGAGGGACAGCCUAGUAACUGUUGUAGGCUCCUCCCAUCUUAUGCAUCCCAACCGCUAAAGAAGGUCACUUUCUCUUUAAAUGCAAAUUACCUCCUCCCAGCUCUACUUCCACCCGCUCGGCUCCCUAGGAGGAGAGCGCCGAUCGCGGAGGGAACGGCCCCGAAGCCUCGCUCCCGACGCCACACCUCCAGUGGGACCUGAGGCCCAGCCGGCAUCCAAUGGAGGACAAGAAGAAGAAAAGGAGUCCCAAGCCCUGCCUGACCCAGCCAGCCCAGGCCCCGGGAACACUACGAAGGGUCCCUGUGCCCACCAGCCACAGCGGCUCCUUGGCCCUGGGACUCCCUCAUCUGCCGUCCCCCAAGCAGCGGGCCAAGUUCAAGAGGGUAGGCAAGGAGAAAUGCCGCCCGGCGCUGGCCGGAAGCGGGGGCGGCUCUGCAGGCACACCCCUGCAGCACUCCUUUCUGACCGAGGUGACGGACGUCUAUGAGAUGGAGGGGGGACUGCUGAACCUGCUCAAUGAUUUCCACUCGGGCCGGCUGCAGGCCUUUGGGAAGGAAUGCUCCUUUGAGCAGUUGGAGCACGUGCGGGAGAUGCAGGAGAAGCUGGCCCGGCUGCACUUCAGCCUGGACGUGUGCGGGGAGGAGGAGGAGGAGGAGGAGGAGGAGGACGCGGUCACCGAGGGGCUGCCCGAGGAGCAGAAGAAGACGAUGGCUGACCGAAACCUGGACCAGCUGCUCAGCAAUCUGGAAGAUCUUAGUAAUUCUAUACAGAAGUUGCACCUGGCCGAGAACGCCGAGCCUGAGGAGCAGUCAGCUGUGUAGGUGUCGGACCCAGGCCCAGACUGCCCCUCUCAUUCCCUUCAAACUGUGACCUUUUAUGGACUCGAUCGGGUAUUCCGCGGCUCCCCAGGUGCUACGGGGGAGGGGGGCACUGGAUGGCAUUAAACCAGA
Zalophus californianus (California sea lion) is the source of this 2886-nucleotide messenger RNA. It is a transcript of the gene CCDC28B, whose product is annotated as coiled-coil domain containing 28B. Bases 2155 to 2757 code for a protein of 200 amino acids. Lineage: Eukaryota; Metazoa; Chordata; Mammalia; Carnivora; Otariidae. The transcript has 6 exons. The record is from RefSeq and is a predicted model, not a curated record.